This is a messenger RNA of Funneliformis caledonium, 618 nucleotides long. NCBI's taxonomy places the organism in Eukaryota, Fungi, Glomeromycota, Glomeromycetes, Glomerales, Glomeraceae. The record is from the annotation of a GenBank genome assembly.
AUGGAGUAUUCACAAAAUUCACAAAUUACAAGCACAGUUCAUGAUGAGAAGAAAAUAGCUUUUGAUGUUCCGGGAUGGGGACACACUCUAGUAUCAGUUAAUGAAUCAAUGAAUGCACAAAAUCUUUAUUGGUUUGUUGGAGUUGAUAAUAUUGACAUUAAUAAAGUUAUAUAUAAAGUUGAGGAUUUGGUUUUCGAAGCUAGUAAAGAUGAAAGUGUUAAAUUUAUCUAUGAGAAAUGUGAUGAUAAAAUUGUUCAAGUUGUACCACUCUUAGAAAAUGUUACCGAAAAUGAGAUCAUUAAAAAUCAUUUUUGGCAACUUUCUAUAUUCGUGAAGAAUUUAUUAUUUGUAACGUUACAAGAUCUUAAAUUUAAAAUAGAGGAAUUGGAUAUUAAAUCAAUUUGUUAUGGUGUUUGGCAAGACUUCAAAUUCUUAUUAGAAGUUCUUGAUAUAAGAGGAAUGUGUACAACUGUAUGGAGAUCGAUCAAACACAUAAUCGAAACGUUUGAUUUCCAAACGAUAUUAAUUAAUGCUAGACGAUAUCUGAGAUUUUUGUUGGAAGUAAUUAAUUCAAAGGAAGUAUGUUCCGGUACUUGGCAAGAUAUUAAAUUUUUAUAU